Fragaria vesca subsp. vesca is the source of this 1538-nucleotide messenger RNA. RefSeq lists its product as uncharacterized. Bases 42 to 1262 code for a protein of 406 amino acids. Lineage: Eukaryota; Viridiplantae; Streptophyta; Magnoliopsida; Rosales; Rosaceae. The record is from RefSeq and is a predicted model, not a curated record. The transcript has a single exon.
UCCUGUUUGGUCAAGGGCAGAGAGCGAGUGGUGCAGGUGAAAUGGAGUUCCAUAACCAUUUCAACCAGAGAGCGGAGGCGGAGCGGUGGCUGAACACCGCCGUGAAGCUACUGACGUCACGUGACCUGCAGGGGACCAAGUCCUUGGCGAUCCGCGCCCGAGAGUCGGACCCAAGGCUGGGCUCCGCCGACCAACUAAUCGCCGUGGCCGACACGCUCCUGGGCGGCGAGUCCCGGAUCAACAACCAGCCCGACUAUUACGCGAUUCUGCAGCUGGCGCGGCGCACUCACAGCCUGGAGCUGGUGGCGACUCAGUACCGUCGCCUCGCCCUUCUCCUCAGCCCUCAGGCUAAUCGCUUUCCUUUCGCUGAUCAGGCCUUCCGCCUCGUCUCGGAUGCCUGGACCGUGCUCUCCAACCCCUCCAAGAAGGCCUCGUACGACCAGUUGUUCGACGCGCCACCGCAGCAGCCAGUGAGGAACAAGGACAAUGAGCCGGAGCCAUCCGAUUCUGGUAAUUUCUGGACGGCAUGCCCCUACUGUUUUCAUCUCUUUGAGUACUCUAGAGUGUAUGAGGAGUGUAUGCUUCGCUGUCAAAGCUGCAAGAGGGCCUUCCAUGCGGUGGUGAUAUCGUCACCGCCUGUGAUGGACAGCGGGGACGCUAAUUUCUGCUGCUGGGCGUAUUUCCCCAUGGGCUUAUCGCCCGCUAGUGCUAAAGAUUCCUCUAACUGGUCGCCCUUUUCAACCAUGUAUGCUGUUCCUUUACCCCCUACUACUCCUACUACUACUAAGAAGAAGCCUGCUUUGGGGCCAAGGGUAUACCAGGACGAUGAUGACCCCUUCCUCAACCACAUUUCCGAUUCCAGUGAGGAUUCCGAUGAUGAGUGGCACAAUGACAAGAGGAGGAACAAGAAAGCAGCAAGACCAAAAGGAAAAGCUUCUGUUUCUGCAACCCCUGCAAGAGCUUCCGAUAGAAUAAGGAAGGCCACUCAAAAUGUCAUGCCAUCCAAUGGGGAUUCCAGUAACAAGACCAGUGCUGGUGCAAGAAAGCGAGGUGCUGCUGCGUUGGGGAAAUUGGAUUUGAAUGUGGAGUUUAGUAAUAAUGAGGUAGAGGAACCUGCUGCUCAGACAAUGAGUGCAAAUGGGGAGGAGGAUAAUAUUGAAGGGAUUGGCUUCUUCGAAGGUCUUGAUGAGUUCUUGAGCAGUCUGCCCAUACUCAAUGUCGUUGGCGAUGACAAGGUGAAGGCUAAUUUAGCAAAACCGUAAGACUCUUUACUUUUUUCUCAUUGCUCUUUUAGCUGUUCUAGUUGCGUUUCGGAUGCAUGCUGUAAUGAAUGGUGAAGAGCUUCUUAGUGUUUUGUUUAAUGGCUCUCUUAUUUUGAUGUGUAAUCUGCGGCAGUGUAAACUUAAUCUAGCUUUAGCUCUUGUAAUGGUAGUUCGGUUUCUGUAUAUAGAUAUCUUGUGAUGCGAGCAUGGAUCUAAAAUUUGGAUUAGGGUCCCUAAACCCUAGAAUUUUGUUUGUGAGACAACUAGCAAUACUUC